AUGGGGGACAGCAGUACUCGAGCCUUUAUGCCGUUGGUCCCGGGUAUGAGAUCUACUUACUACGAGCAGAUAAACAAGCCGCAUUUUCGUCGAGGACAACUCCUGGAGCGCAUGUCGAUUGGCAAACUCACCAGCACCGAGACGUUGCCACCGGCACCGACGAUCGUGUGUUUCUACCUUAGCGAUCGUUCCAUUUCCAUCUCGGAGCCUCGAGUCACUAACAGCGGGAUCCCUCAAGGUGAGUUCAUGCGACGCACAGUCGUUCGCAAGUCCGGCAACAAAAGUCUCACUUAUCCUCGAGAAAACAUCUUGGACGAUUUCUAUUCACCAGAAGAUUUUCGAAUUGGCGGAGAGUUGCGUUUAUACGGACGAACAUUCCACAUAGUGGACUGCGAUGCCGCCACUCGGAAUUUUUACGCUGAAGCGCUCGGCGAGACGCUGGAAACCCCACGCAUGUAUCCAGACGAAGAAAGCUCAAAGAUGAGCGAAGUUGAGGAGCUCAAAAACCAACUACGUGAACGCACCAAAGCUAUUGGUGCUAGUAGAGCAGAAGCGAUGCGUAAAUUUCAUGAUCUGAACCAGAAAGUGCUUCGAUUCUACGCUUCCUGGCGUGAUGAUCAUCCACUGUACCCUGAGACUCGAUAUUUCAUCGUACACUACUAUCUGUGUGACGACACCGUGGAGGUCAUAGAAGAUCGAGACCGAAACCGAGAACGUGGCCGAGGCCAUUUUAGUGUCUUGUUAUCACGGAGGCGGUUAGCGAGAGAGUCAGGUACUGGGAAUCAACAGCAACAAGACGAUGAUGUAGCGACUUACUUCAUUACGGACCGAGAUUUACGCUGUGAAUCACCCGAUACGCCAACUAAGUGGCAGCCAUUUCGUGCAGCUCAAGAUCCUCAACCCCCACUUGCUUCUAGUGGUCGAGGUACGAGUGGGUAUGCCGUGAACAACAACAAUAGUUCCAUGCAAGGAAGACUCGUGGCUCCAAUUCCAGGAGGUCAGAACCACAGUGUAGUGACCCCGUUAUGUCAAUACGACGAUCUAGAUGGGAAGCAAUUGAGAUUUCGAGCUCGAUUCCAAGGACUUCCACGUGGCGAUAUGAACGCUCAACGUGAAUUCGUGGUCACCUAUUUCCUUGAAGACGAAACGCUAGCUGUAUUCGAGCCUCGCGUGAGAAACUCGGGAGUAUUGGGAGGUCGGUUCCUAGACCGUGCUCGCUUUCGAAAAGAUCCCAAGCUAAUUCAAAGUAAUGGUAUGACACAUGAAGGAGUCCCACUGCACUACCAGGCUUCAGAUAUGAACAAUGCACAUGUUGUAAACAUGGAAGCGAUGAAGAAUGUCUUGAGUCGAGCAGGACUAGCGUCAGGUUUGAAUGCACAGCAAAUGAUAACACUAUUCAGGAGGUUCCAGAUCGACAACAACCAGAGCGAGGAGCUACUAUUCGCGUACGACGAUUUCUGCGAUAUCCUCUCAGCUCUUGUGAGUAUCCCACCGUCGCAUGAGGAGCGCAAAGAUACAGAACGUAGCAUGAGCUGGAAGCUGAUGAAUAUCCCGAAACUAGCAACGGGAGGAUCGACAUCCACCGCCUGUGUGACUACGUUUUUCAACUGCAGUCUGACCAAGCAGAAGAAGUCGACCCGAAGGAUAUCGAUUUCAGCUUAA
Phytophthora infestans T30-4 is the source of this 1662-nucleotide messenger RNA. RefSeq lists its product as uncharacterized. The transcript has 5 exons. Lineage: Eukaryota; Oomycota; Peronosporomycetes; Peronosporales; Peronosporaceae. The record is from RefSeq and is a predicted model, not a curated record. Bases 1 to 1662 code for a protein of 553 amino acids.